Messenger RNA from Rubroshorea leprosula, 1702 nucleotides. The record is from the annotation of a GenBank genome assembly. Lineage: Eukaryota; Viridiplantae; Streptophyta; Magnoliopsida; Malvales; Dipterocarpaceae.
GGACCGUUCCCUGCCUAGCCGGUUUCUCUUCACUCAACGACCACCACCGGCACCGGAGAACCGCUUAUUUCACAACUCACUCAAUUUUUCUCCGAAAAACCUCUUCCCAUUCCAGAGGUACUGUUACUUCUGUUUUACGGUCGAAGGAAGGGAGCACGGCUGCCGAGCUAACUGAGUCGCCGGUGAAAAUAGUUGCGGUUGUCGGUGAAGGAACUAUCAGUCCUCUAAAAUGCGCCACGUGGGAGGAGGUUAUGCUCCAUACUGCAAAAAGAUUGAAAUGGGUUGAUGAAGGUUAUGAAAUGCUUGUCUUCACGGACGAACUUUGUAAAUCUCAUGAUCAAAUAGCCCUGGAUCUGCAAAAAGAGUUGCUUUCUGCUAAUAUUUUGGUGGUUGUUGCUGUUACUAAUCAAGAAUCAGUGAAGUGGAUUCAGAACAAUGGCAGAAGCAUCCCAAACAUUAUCUGCUUUGACUCCUCAGGGGAUUUAACAAACAAACUAGGAGGGUCUUAUGUUCUCAGUGAAACAAAAGGAACCUUGUUCGACAAUAUAGUUGGAAUCUCUCAAUUAAAGAAAACAAAAGAACCGGUGGAAGUUGUGCAAACUGUAUCUGAGGCAUGGGACCGGCAUAAUUCUGAUGACAUAAGGUUCUGUUUACUGGUUAUUAUAAACACUUAUAUAAAGCCAGUUCCAAUCUUGAAAAACCUGAGAUCAAAGGGUUUUUCUACACUGAAUUGCAUGGUGAAGAACUGUGGCCCUCAGAUAUUGAAUUGCCUUAUGGAUCCAAACUGUAGGAAAGCUCUUCAAUGUUUGAAUAGGUGUAGUCCUGUAGAUCAGGUGUGCAAUUAUCGCUGCAUUGCUUCGUAUGAAAGUCCAAACCUAGAAGCAUUUUCUCUGUGUGUUCUGCAGAAAAACAACUGUCUUGAUUUGGAUGCAAAGAUACCAGAAAAGCCAUAUGUGCCACCCAUGGCUAAGUUUCGAGACAAGGACUUGUGUCAUGAAACUGCUGAAGAUCUUUUUGUUGGUUGGUUGGGGAGUUUGGAUUGGAGUUGGCGAGUUGUUGCGGGGCAGAACCCAGCUUAUGAUCAAUUUCCAUGCCAGUACCAGCUAUUCUAUAGGGGAAAGGCAAAAGGAUCAUUUUGGUAUGAGCCAAUUUUUCAAGUUAAAACUUUAGAAGGAGAAAUGGUAUGGAGGAGGCGUAAAUAUCGGGUUAAGAGAGGCAAAGUUCCUGGAACAUUUUACUUUAGUGUCUUGGAUAACGGGGUUGUAUCAAAUGAGUUCUGGACAAUUGUGGAUGUCUCUGAUGAUUUUAGCUGGGGUUUAUUUCAUUAUAGUGGUGCAGCUCGAGUGGCAGGGCAAUCUUAUUCUGGUGCAGUGCUUGUAAGUCCUGAUGGAGCAUACCCUAAGGAGUCAAAGAGCAGUGCAUUAUUUUUUUCUUUGGAAAAGUGUGGAAUUAAGGACUGGGAGUUAUUUAUAGUUGAUAAUUGUUCAUGCCAGGAUCCCCCAUUGGGAAUUCCUGAAGGUUCAAGGUUACAUUCUAUGAUUAAUGUAAAAGACCAGAGUUGGGCUUGUCAAUAGGGAUAGCCAACAAUUUGAAGUUCAUUUGGCUUCGAACUUGCUUAUCCAGCUAAAAACUCAUUUGUGUGUGAAUCUGGAAGAUGUUUUUCUUACCCAUUCAUAACUCUUAACAAAUAUGCUAUGUUAAG